UAACAUAUUAUUCAGAGUUUCUGUUCAAAAAAUUGCGAGGAAAAGAAGAAAAAUAGUUGUGAGAUUGAAAUUAUUCUUCUGGGUCGCUUUCAUUUCGUCUCACUUCGUUGGGAUUUUGGGACCCCACAAAGCCGUGUGUGGAGCCUCCAACGAUCCUCAACGAGAACAGAAAACGGAGAAGUUUCAAGAUAAUUAUUCAAGAUUGGCUGCAAAUAGGAAACAUCCAUGUUUCGUUUUUGGCUUUGUUGAUCGCUGAACAAGUAAAACAAACGAGUGGGAAAGGAAGGAAGGAAGGAAGUAAGGAAGGAUUGUGUUGUGUUUGGUUUGAAUUUGCUGAUGUGGGUUUUGCUUGAAACGUUACUUGGUGAUCCGGGAUUUGCUCUUACUUACAAGUGUUGUGUGCUGAUCUGUGGUCAGCUUAAAACUUGCUCGUAGUCUCUGUGUUGUCUAAAAGCUGUUACUGUUGUUGUUAUAAGGACGCUCUUUGGGCUGAGAUUUUUUCAUUUGGGAGAAAGUGUUUCGGCGGUGAAGUUUGGUUUUGGUGAUGGUGGAAUUUCACAUUUUUUGAAGUUUUGGAAUCUGGGGUUUUCUAAAGUUGGAAACAUUGUACUGGGGUUUGGUUAAAGUUGUGGUUGUUUUGACUGAUGAUGUUGCGAGGGUUUUGUGAAUUAUACCAGAGCUUGAUGCUUUUGGUGCGUGAAUUAGAUGGGACUAGGGAUUGAUCCAUUGUCCUAAUUUGGUUUUUGGACUGAUAGUGAUUGAUGGCAGCUUCAUCACCCUCACCAAAUUCACCUCCUUUAACCGAGCCACCGCCUCCUAACUCUCCCACAACAACACCACCACCCUCCUCAGGCCCUCCUCCUCCUCCAACACCUGUUGCAUCUUCACCAUCUUCUCAGCCCAAUGCCAAUCCGCCUGAAACCACAAACUCAACUGCCAACUCUCCGCCGCCUACGUCCUCUCCUCCUCCAGCCACACCAUUGUCACCUCCACCACCACCACCUGUAGAAUCAGCACCCCCAUUGGCACCAUCAGCACCUCCCUCAAAUCCACAGUCCCCUCCACCAACAUCACCACCGCCACCGCCGCCUUCAUCAGAUGCCCCACCUCCGUCAACCUCCGGUUCUUCGCCACCACCAGAAACUUCACCUCCACCAUCACCACCACCACCUAGUUAUACUCCACCAGUGAGUUCACCACCACCACCUAGUUCAACUCCGCCAGUGAGUUCACCUCCACCAGUGAGUUCACCUCCACCGCCGUCAUCCAACCCACCUGCAAAUUCCCCACCUCCACCAUCGCCAAAACCACCCAAAAAAUCACCUCCACCACCAUCACCAAUGGCACCUGAGAGUUCACCCUCGCCCCCAGCAUCUUCACCACCGAAAAGUUCACCCCCUCCACCCCCACCACCAAAAUCUGUUCCGCCCACAAGUUCUUCUCCACCUUCACCAACAUCUAUUUCCCCUGAAGAAUCACCUCCUCCAUCAGCAUCAAUACCUCCCAGGAAUGCACCCCCACCUCCUAGGAUUACUCCUCUCGCUCCAUCAGGUUCUAAUCCAACACCUUCGCCUAAAAAGUCUCCUCCAAAGCAAUCACCCCCAUCACCUAUUAUACGCCUAUCACCUCCUCCUUCCUCACCUGUGUCCCCCCCACCACCUUCUCGUUCAAUCUCACCGUCGGAUAAUGGAACUUCGAACAAUUCUGACCCCAAUGUGCCAGGAAGUGCAAACUCCACUGGUGGUAAUGGAGGAAUUGGUACAGGAGGUGUAGUUGCAAUUGGUGUGGUUGCUGGCAUAAUAGUGCUUAGUCUCAUUGGGUUGGUUGUCUGGUGUCUAAGAAAGCAAAGGAAAAAGAUUUCAGGCCGUAGUGGUCACAUUAUGCCAUCUCCUCUGGGCUCUUCCCCCAAAUCAGAUUCAGGCUUCUUGAAGGCACAUUCUUCCGCUCCCCUUAUAGGAAGUGGUCCAAGCAGCGAUUUUGUUGACUCUCCCACAGAACCAGGGGGAUUAGGCAAUUCAAGAUCAUGGUUCACAUUUGAAGAACUGGCUCAGGCCACAAAUGGCUUUUCAGAUCAGAACCUUUUGGGUGAAGGAGGAUUCGGUUCUGUAUACAAAGGACUUCUACCGGAUGGGAGAGAAAUUGCAGUGAAACAACUAAAGAUUGGUGGAGGCCAGGGUGAAAGAGAAUUCAAAGCUGAAGUCGAGAUUAUUAGCCGCAUACACCAUCGUCAUUUGGUUUCACUAGUUGGCUACUGCAUUUCUGAGAAUCGCAGGCUGCUUGUCUAUGAUUACGUCCCUAACAAUACCCUUUAUUACCAUCUUCAUGGGGAAGGUUGGCCGGUUUUGGACUGGGCAAUACGAGUUAAAGUUGCAGCUGGUGCAGCUCGUGGAAUCGCAUAUCUUCAUGAAGACUGUCAUCCUCGGGUCAUUCACAGGGAUAUCAAGUCAUCAAACAUUCUUUUAGAUGACAAUUUUGAAGCUCGGGUUUCAGAUUUUGGGCUAGCCAAAUUGGCCCUUGAUGCGGAUACACAUAUAAGUACACGUGUUAUGGGAACCUUUGGAUAUGUGGCCCCCGAAUAUGCAUCAAGUGGAAAGCUAACUGAGAAAUCUGAUGUGUACUCUUUUGGUGUUGUGCUUCUGGAGCUGAUUACCGGACGGAAGCCUGUGGAUGCAUCCCAACCGUUGGGUGAUGAGAGUCUAGUUGAAUGGGCUCGACCUUUGUUAAGUCAUGCACUUGAGAAUGGGGAAUUUGAUGGUCUGGUGGAUCCAAGGCUUGAAAGGAACUACGUUGAGAGCGAAAUGUUUCGGAUGAUCGAGAUUGCUGCUUCCUGCGUGCGACAUUCAUCUGCCAAGCGGCCUCGGAUGGGACAGGUCGUUAGAGCUUUUGAUAGUUUAGCUGCCUCAGACAUAACCAAUGGAAUGAGAGUUGGCGAGAGUGAGGUAUUCAAUUCAGCACAACAGUCCGAAGAAAUAAGAUGGUUUCGAAGAAUGGCAUUUGGCAGCCAAGAUUACAGCACAGAUUUUUUCAGCCAAGACAGCUUGAAUAGUGGAGAAACCAGAGUAAAUAUUGCAGAGACUUGAAUCCAAGGGGUCAAUCACGUAGUUAAAUUUAGCUUCCACAUAUAGAUAUAGAAAUCAGAUUUUUUGUCCUGUAAUUAGUACAAACACAAUGAGCAUUUUUCAUAUCGGUCAAUAUCAAUAGUGGUCAUUACUUGUAAUUCAAUUUUGUUACAUGAAAUUCUAUGUACAGAGGAGGCAAAUACAUGCUUCUGUUGAUUUCUU
Messenger RNA from Morus notabilis, 3281 nucleotides. Its product is annotated as proline-rich receptor-like protein kinase PERK9. The record is from RefSeq and is a predicted model, not a curated record. Gene Ontology annotation, biological process: protein phosphorylation. Gene Ontology annotation, molecular function: ATP binding; protein kinase activity. Bases 762 to 3080 code for a protein of 772 amino acids. The transcript has 9 exons. NCBI's taxonomy places the organism in Eukaryota, Viridiplantae, Streptophyta, Magnoliopsida, Rosales, Moraceae.